CCGGCUGCCCGGAGUGGGCUGCCGCGGUGAAGGUGCGGCGUACUUCGUGUUCCGCCUGCCCGGGGUGGGCCUGAGCCUUUGGCUCUCCAGUGACGGGUUGAGGAGGCCGCAGGCUCUGGACCUGCUUGUUUCGGUGGCGGACUCGGCGGACUGACCUCGGCCACUGCUCUUGCUGACUUUGGCCCAGGGUCGGAGCCGAUGGCGGCUUGGGCCUCUGUCACCUUGAGCAGGGCCGCUGCCCAGUGCUUGUGGUUGCGAGGCCCCGGGGUCCGGGUGGCUCUUCCGCUCUUUCCCCCGGCCUUCCAGCCUGAGUCCCCAGGCUGUAGCCCCUGUGGGGGCCGGACGCUGCACCUCACGGCAGAAGUCCUCGCCGGGCACAACAAGUGGUCCAAAGUCCGGCACAUCAAGGGUCCCAAGGACACCGAAAGGAGUCGCGUCUUCUCUAAGCUCAGUUUGAGCAUUCGCCUAGCGGUUAAAGAAGGAGGCCCCAACCCCGAGUUCAAUAGCAACCUGGCCAGCAUCUUAGAGGUGUGUCGCAGCAAGCACAUGCCCAAGGCAACAAUUGAGGCAGCACUGAAAAUGGAGAAAACCAAGGACAUUUAUUUGUUGUAUGAAGGCCGAGGCCCUGGUGGCUCUUCUCUUCUCAUUGAGGCGUUAUCUAACAGUAGCUCCAAGUGCCGCUCGGACAUCAAACAUAUCCUGAACAAGAAUGGGGGAAUGAUGGCUGAAGGAGCUCGCCACUCCUUUGACAAAAAGGGGGUGAUCGUGGUUGGAGUGGAGGACAAAGAGAAGAAAGCUGUGAAUCUAGAGCGUGCCCUGGAGCUGGCAAUAGAAGCAGGAGCUGAGGAUGUCAAGGAAACUGAAGAUGAAGAGGAAACGAACAUUUUUAAAUUUAUUUGUGAUGCCUCUUCACUGCAUCAAGUGAGGAAGAAGCUGGACUCCCUGGGCCUGUGUUCUGUGUCCUGUAUGCUAGAGUUCAUCCCCAACACAAAGGUGCGGCUGGCUGACCCUGACCUGGAGCAGGCUGCCCAUCUCAUCCAGGCUCUCGGCAACCACGAUGACGUGAUCCACGUCUAUGACAACAUUGAGUAGCCAGGCUGUACGUGCCCCCCGGCAGCCUAUUCUGGAGCACAAGCUUCUGCAGCGUCCUCUGAGACUCAAGCAGGUCAGGGCGGUGUGUGGUCUAGCAGGUUAGGAAGCAGAAGACCUGUAGUUUGUGGUCAACGGAAUCCCUGCACUUUUGUGAAGCCUCUUUGUCGGCUCUGCUGGUGUCUCAGUGCCCUCCCAGGUGAGUCCCUCCACAUCCUUCUGGAUGCAGAGUGAGGCCAGUCAGCUGGUCAGAUUCUGAUCUCAGGAAGUUGGCCCUUGUGGGGAUGGUAGGUGCCCUGAGGGCCCAUGUACUAGAAACUGCUCUUAAAUAAUAACAGUUGUUGAUCUGGGUUUGCUGCA
Lipotes vexillifer (Yangtze River dolphin) is the source of this 1449-nucleotide messenger RNA. It is a transcript of the gene TACO1, whose product is annotated as translational activator of cytochrome c oxidase I. The transcript has 5 exons. The record is from RefSeq and is a predicted model, not a curated record. Lineage: Eukaryota; Metazoa; Chordata; Mammalia; Artiodactyla; Lipotidae. Gene Ontology annotation, cellular component: mitochondrion. Bases 199 to 1092 code for a protein of 297 amino acids.